Messenger RNA from Diatraea saccharalis (sugarcane borer), 1047 nucleotides. The record is from the annotation of a GenBank genome assembly. NCBI's taxonomy places the organism in Eukaryota, Metazoa, Arthropoda, Insecta, Lepidoptera, Crambidae.
AGUGCCACUGGUGCGAUGUGCGAUCGUACCAGCUUCGGCGGUUCAAUGGGCCACUUUCCUAUGGGAAUGUCAGCAAUGGGUGCCAUAGGCACCAUGGGCUCCAUUGCCAUGAACGGGCAGCAAUCAAAAAAAUCGCCUGAGGAGCACAUCAAGCGACCUAUGAACGCCUUCAUGGUGUGGUCUCGAUUACAAAGGAGGAAGAUAGCACAGGACAACCCCAAGAUGCACAACUCUGAGAUCUCAAAAAGAUUAGGUGCAGAAUGGAAACUUCUAACAGAAGAUGAAAAGAGGCCGUUCAUAGACGAAGCGAAGAGGCUGCGGGCGAUGCACAUGAAGGAGCAUCCCGACUACAAAUACCGACCGCGGAGGAAGCCCAAGACCCUCAGGAAAGAGGGCUACCCCUACUCAAUACCAUACCCGAGCGUACCUAUGGAUGCAUUGAGAGCUGGUAUGGCGGGUGGGGGCAUGGGUCAAGCGAUGGGCGGUUAUUACGGAGCUGCUUACGGGCCGCUCGGAGCCAGCAUGGCUGCCGCUGCGGCUGCGGCUGCGCAACAGAACGCAAUAUCUGCAGCAUUGACGCCUAGCGGCCAGGUCGGAUCAACCAUGGAUAUGUCAAAAUACUCCAUAGAAGCGGAGAAAUACAGGAGUUACGGAAUGUACCCCGACCCGUCUCGAGGGUACCUCGACUCGGCAGCUCUGUCUAAGGCCUACAUGUACAUGGAUCAGCAACAACAUCAACGCCCCUAUCCUAUGGAUAUAGGGAAAAUGUAUUCGGAAGCAUCCGCAGCGGCUAUGGCCGGCCUCACCUCCGCCGUUAACUCGGCCCCAUCGAGCCUCUCGCCCAGAUCACCAGCGGAUUCCCCUGAUAUCACACCGAAAAAUCAAGACAGGGCCGAAGGCAGCUCUUCCUCAGGUUCCAACCCUUCUCCAUCCCUUCCAUACUAUCAGACCUCAUCGAGUCUUCUGAUGCCUCAGUAUCCUGGUCAGUACGCUCAGACCGCACAACCUGGCUCAGAAUUUCGGAGGCCGCUCACCGUCAUAUUCUGA